AUGAAUCAAAAAAACAACAAACCCGAACAGAAACAUGCAUCAUAUGUGAUGCCUGUCUGGAAAUUUAUUGAUUCUUCGUUUAGAGAACAAAGCGAGAAGAGGAAAUGUAUAUCGAAGGAAUCGUUGAAAGUCAAAGAAGUUUCUGUAAUGACUGAACCAUCCAAUUUACCACUCAUCGACACUGUAGCUACCCAGAUAUCAUUUACGACUGAUAAAUCUAUACAAACUAUCAGUAAUGAGCCUACAAUACUCCUUCAAUCUCAUCAUGACAUCUGUGUAAACUGCCCAGAAACAGUCAAUUCACCUUUAUCAACAAUUCCUUUUCAUCAAUCGUUUAAGACAACAGAAACUCAAGCAACAGUAUUAAAAGAUGUAGAAUUUAAACCUGUAACAGAUUCAUAUGUACAAACGAAUCCUUUGGCUUAUUAUGAUCUGAUAAUAAAAAGUGAUACAACAGCAAGAAGAAAUCAAAGAAGACGAAGAAGCAAAAAAAACAGAAGAGGAGAAAUUCAACAGAAAGUACAAAGAAGUCAAAUUCAACAUAUGAAGAUACAAUCAAUGGAAAAUGAAAUCGACUUUUCAUCUUCCAUAUCUGCCUACUUGUCACUAUCAUCAUCGUCAACUGAUGUUGAACAUUAUUAUCAUGAUAAUCAUAUUGAUGACAAUAUAAUGAAAGUUAGUCAAUGGGGGAUAAAACAAAAUAGACAAAGAGUUAAACAGUUCCACAAGUUGUUGAAUACUUCAAGCAAGUCUGUAGUAUGUGAUAAACAAAUGUCUAUUGGAGAAAUGAACUCAUCCAGAGAAAAAUCCAUUUCAUAUUUGUCUAAUGAACAAAAACAAGAGGAAAUUGGAAAGACUGCAGCACCUAGCACAUUUUCUAAUCAUGCUACUGAACCAGAUGAUAUAAAGUUAGAAUCAAUAAUCCGUAUGAUGAAUACAACUUUUGAAGGUCAACAUUUGUCCAAUCAUGUACAAGGACAGACUUAUCCAUAUACUAAACUGCGUAAUUCAAAUUAUGUGUGUAGAAACUUGGACAUUGAUUCGACAAGUCAUCUAAUACAUGGAUCACAACGGCAACAAGAACUGUAUCAACGCGGUAGUAGAAUAGAAGAGGAGUUACCUUAUUUUGGCCAUGAAAAAUGUGUCUGUUUCAAUAAUGGUAAGAUAGAUGCGGCAGAAGAAGACAAGUUACUCAGUGACUUAUUCUUUAUAUGUAACUAA
Molecule: messenger RNA, 1221 nt
Organism: Heterobilharzia americana
Lineage: Eukaryota; Metazoa; Platyhelminthes; Trematoda; Strigeidida; Schistosomatidae
Source: the annotation of a GenBank genome assembly